AACAGCAGGUGGCAGUAUUGGUUGUCAGUAGUAUCAGCGAUACUACACUGAAGAACUGAAGACGGAGUUUGUGCAUCUGAGGGGGUUUUCAUAAAUGUAUUUUUAUUUGAUUACUGAAGAUACGUGCAAGGAAUAUGGCAGAUGACGCUCUGUUUGAAUUCCUCCAUAUGGAGAUUGUUUCUCACGUGUACAAGGAACAUGCGACCCGAGAGGACAUUGAUAGGGAGAGAGUGACGUGUGUAUCUACACUAGAGGCAAUGGGCUUCAGAGUUGGACAAGGACUGAUUGAAAGGUUUACAAAAGACUGCCCCAGUUUCAAAGAUGACCUGGAUGUAAUGAAGUUCCUCUGUAAAGACUUCUGGAGCACCGUCUUCAAAAAACAAAUCGACAACUUGAGGACUAACCAUCAGGGCACAUAUGUCUUACAGGAUAAUAAAUUUUCACUACUUACUCAGUUUUCCAGUGGAAAGCAAUACCUUGAGGAGGCUCCAAAAUACUUGGCCUUUUCCUGUGGGAUGAUUCGGGGCGCUCUCUCUAACCUGGGCUUGGAGGGUGUAGUGACCGCAGAGGUCUCUUUAAUGCCAUCAUGUAAAUUCCAAGUUGUAAUUCAGAAACUCUAGGAUGGACUAAUGAGCUAUGAACACGAAUGUUUCUUCAUUUAAAACUCUGUCAAUGGGAAUUAGAUGGACACAGGAUUUUUCAUGUUUACAACAUUAUUUUUGAUAUAAAGCAGUUUCAAGUUAUAUUUCAG
Molecule: messenger RNA, 751 nt
Organism: Rhinichthys klamathensis goyatoka
Lineage: Eukaryota; Metazoa; Chordata; Actinopteri; Cypriniformes; Leuciscidae
Gene: trappc6bl
Product: trafficking protein particle complex subunit 6B, like
Exons: 7
Coding region: 135-620 (161 amino acids)
Biological process (GO): endoplasmic reticulum to Golgi vesicle-mediated transport; regulation of GTPase activity
Cellular component (GO): cis-Golgi network; TRAPP complex; trans-Golgi network
Source: RefSeq, a predicted model, not a curated record